GACGGCAAAGAAAAAGGCGGCCUCUUUGUUACAACGUUUCAAAUUCUCGACUGAAGUGGACAAACUGCGUAUUGUGUGUCGUGGUGAGUUAAAUAAUGGCUGACGAAAUUAAAAACCUUUCAUCAUGCACAAAAAUCGAUGGUACCGAAAUAAGCUACUCGAGAAAAGACGUGCUCGGGAGUGGCACUUUCGGUACCGUUUAUCUUGGCAUCUUUGAGGAGAAACAAGUAACCAUUAAGAAAAUUCAGUUGAAACAUCAGUCGACAGUAAAAGAAGAUCGUGAAGUAAAAAACCAACUAGAAGCUGAAGGGCACGAAAACGUUGUACAAAUAUUCGAAACUGUACAAGAUCUUGAUUUCAGAUACAUUGUCAUGGAGUUGUGUGCCGGAACCCUUGGGGAGGUGAUUGAAAAGAAGUAUAAGGGACCACCACUUCCACCCGAUGAUAAAGUCCUCUAUCAAAUGGCCAAUGGCUUACACCAUAUCCACUCACAAAAACUUAUUCAUAGAGACAUCAAGCCUGCUAAUGUUCUGAUUUCGUACGCAGGCCGAAUAAAAUGGUCUGACUUUGGAAUUAGUAAGCAAAUAAGCACCCGCGACACUUGUUCUAUGAGUAGUGGGCUGAAAGGAACUCACUCGUGGAUGGCUCCGGAAUUUUGUCAAAUCGGAAAUAACAAGUCGAUUAAAGCGACACCCAUGAGUGAUGUGUUCCCAUGUGGUUGUCUUUUCUUCGUUUUUGUCACUCGCAAGGAUGGAGGAAUCCAUCCGUUUGGAGACACGAACGACCCUAUCACCAUACAAGUCAAUAUUCGGGAUGAUGAACAAGUUAACAUUAACAAAUUACAACCCAGCCACUUUGCGGCACCCAUUAUUCAAAAAAUGAUUGAGCAUCUCCCAGAAAAAAGAAUUCCUCUUUCGGAAGUGAAGGAACUGCUCUUAAGUGUGUCUACAGACGAGCGUGAUGGGCCUUCGGAUAACGGCUGGGGAGUUUCCGGAUUUCAGCCGCUUUACAAUUUCUCAGAUCCUCCGUCCAACGUAAUGAGCUUCUUUGCUGCAAGAGCAAAGAUGGAAGUACGAGGAGGAAUUUUGAUUCGACAUGACCCAGGGAAUCCGGCACAUCCGGCUGUUGGCAAUUCCAUGUACCCUGGCGGGCCUCCUGUGGGCUUUAACCCGAGUGCCAUGAGCGGAACUCAUCCGUACCCAUUACUGUACCCCGUAAGCUUUAACGGCUAUCCAGGUGGAGAUCCGGUUGGGGUCCUGCCCCCUUGUCCAGGAGGAUCAUCGUUUGGUGGCUAUGGCCAACGACAACCGCCGCAGCAGCCGAUUCUAGCCCGCGUGAAAUGUGAAACUGUUAUGGCCCAACCCAAUGCAAAUUCGUCGUUCCAAAUAACUUUGAUUAAUGAUGACACGAAAAAGAGUUAUAUGAAAAAGGAUAUCCUUGGCAAAGGCUCUUUCGGCAUCGUUUUUCGUGGUUCCUAUCAUGAUGAAGAAGUUGCUGUCAAAAGACUCGAGUUAGAAAGAUUGGACCCAGAUGACCGUGAAAUCAAGUUGCAGAUAGAACUUGAGCACGAAAAUGUUCUCAAAAUCUUGUCAGUCGAUGAAGGUGAAGAUUAUAAAUACAUCUUUCUGGAAUUGUGUGCGGGCACACUUAGCGAAGUUAUUAACAAUAAAUAUAAGAGUCCUUCGCUUCCGACCGACAAACAAGUCAUGUACCAAAUAGCUGAUGAUCUCGACUACAUUCACUCGAAAAAUGUGAUCCACCGUGACAUCAAACCUGAAAACAUUUUGAUUUCUAUGACGGGCCAAAUGAAACUAUCGGAUUUUGGUUUGAGUAAACACAUCAGCACCGGAAGUAUGUAUUGUUUCAGUGGACUUAAGGGGACUCUUUUAUGGAUGGCAGCUCUACUCUAG
This is a messenger RNA of Daphnia pulicaria, 1910 nucleotides long. RefSeq names its product ribosomal protein S6 kinase alpha-2-like. Gene Ontology annotation, cellular component: IRE1-TRAF2-ASK1 complex. Lineage: Eukaryota; Metazoa; Arthropoda; Branchiopoda; Diplostraca; Daphniidae. Gene Ontology annotation, molecular function: RNA endonuclease activity; ATP binding; protein serine/threonine kinase activity. The record is from RefSeq and is a predicted model, not a curated record. The coding region runs from base 96 to 1910 and encodes 604 amino acids. Gene Ontology annotation, biological process: IRE1-mediated unfolded protein response; protein phosphorylation; intrinsic apoptotic signaling pathway in response to endoplasmic reticulum stress. The transcript has 6 exons.